AUGUUUUUUGAAGUAGCACUUGCCUCUCCACAGCAGAUAGCAAUCGAGUUCAAUGAACAGACAUGGACAUAUGGGGAACUACUAAUGAAUGUGAUCAAUGUUGCUCGUCAUCUUCAAAUCGAGAUAGGUGACAUUGUCUACCAAUAUGUUGAUCGUAGUUUAGAGAUGGUAUGUGGAUUAUUGGGAAUCAUGUGUGCUGGUGGUGCAUAUUGUCCACUAAGUCCUACUGAUCCACCUAUGUACGUUCGUGCAUUGACUGAUGAAAUUCAAGGCCGAUGUGUUCUCGUUCAUGAAAAUACACGUGAUUUGUUCUCAAAUACGAUUAGUAAACAAAUUCAAAUGAUCAGUCUUGAACAUAUUUUACUAGUUGGUAUGACAGAAGAAGUUGCAGAGAAAAAGAUGUAUGUCGAGUGUAACAGUCCAAGUUGUAUUAUUUGUACAUCUGGUACAACUGGUCGACAAAAAAUAAUUGUACAUACACAUGUAUCUCUUAUAGCAGGUAUUCAUAAUCUGAUGAUUUGGGACACCAAGCACGGUGAUAAAGUUGUUCAAGUAGUUGCAUCUUCCAUGAGUGAAACAAAUGCUGCUAUAGGGCGAGAAAUCGAAGAGAACAUCGAUGAACUUACAGAUUUAAGUAUUGUACCUAUUGGUUUUCCACUAGCGAAAUAUCGAUGUUUACUUGUGGAUGAAAGCAUCGAUGGAGAAGUCAUUUCAUCAUUGGAAACAAACAGAAUUGGUCAAAUUUAUCUUGCAGAUACUUGUCGAUGUUGGUCAUCGUUACCUUCCAUUCCAUAUCGAUCAUACAGUAACAGUCAUGAUUCGAUCAUGAAUAAACAUCGUUUGACAACUGCCAAUAAUAAUAUUAAUAUAACGAAUAAAAAGAUUUUUCAUACAUCAUUACCAACAGUUAUUAAUAUCUCUAAAGAAGAUUCACAUAUGGAUGAAACUGAUCGUUUUCUUAAUGAACAUAGUUCAUCAAAUAAUUUAUCUGAUUUACCAGAUUCAUGUAAUCUUGAAGAAAGAGUUGAAAAUAAAUUACUAUUUCCCGGUUUUGUUGAAAAAGCUUUUUAUUGUCUUCGACAAACAACACCAUUACGUUAUCAAUGUUUAAAACUUAUAACAUGGCCAUGGUUUGAACGUAUAAGUAUCAUUGUUAUUUUACUUAAUUGUAUUACACUUGGCAUGUAUCAGCCAUGUGCACAUCAUACUAAUAUAGAAUUAUCGAAAAAAUGUGAUACAACACUUUGUAUUUGGCUACAAGCAAUAGAUUAUUUUGUUUUUGCAUUUUUUACCAUUGAAGUGUGUAUUAAAAUGAUAGCAAUGGGAAUAUUUGGUAAACGAACUUAUCUAGCUGAAUCAUGGAAUCAACUUGAUUGUUUCAUUGUUCUUACUGGAUUAGUGGAAUUCUUGAUACCAGGUGAUCAUGUAAGUCUAUCAGCUAUCCGUACAGUUCGAGUACUUCGUCCAUUACGUGUCAUUAAUCGUGUACCAUCAAUGCGUAUUCUUGUUAUGCUUCUUCUCGAUACAUUACCUAUGCUUGGGAAUGUACUUCUACUCUGUUUUUUUAUCUUUUUUAUCUUUGGUAUUAUUGGUGUACAAUUAUGGAAAGGAUUAUUACGUAAUCGUUGUUUUUUACAACUGAAUAGUACAAUUAUAGAUCAUUAUGCAAUAUUCGAUGAUUUUCCUUUUCAAUCUUUUUACAUUCCUUCUGAUCAAGAUUCAUUUAUUUGUUCUGAUUCAUCAUCAAGUGGAAUGACAAAAUGUUCAGAAAUUCCACAAUUUCGUCAAGAUAAUAUGAUAUGUAAACUUGAUAUUCAUUCAUUGACUUCAUCAUUAACAAAUAAAACAAUAAAUGGAUGUAUUAAUUGGAAUCAAUAUUAUCAAUUAUGUGCUAUUUCUGAUAAAAAUCCAUUUUCUGGAUCGAUUAGUUUCGAUAAUAUUGGUUUAUCAUGGCUUGCUAUCUUUCAAAUAAUUACUCUUGAAAAUUGGAUUAGUAUAAUGUAUUACAUACAAGAUGCACAUUCAUUUUGGGAUUGGAUUUAUUUUGUAUGUCUUAUUGUCAUUGGUUCAUUUUUUAUGAUGAAUCUUUGUCUUGCUGUUAUUUCUACACAAUUUAGUAUAACAAAAAAACGUGAAACAGAAAAAAUGUUAGUUGAACAAAAACGUUUUUCACGUUCAACAACUACAUUAACAAAUGAACAACAAGGUUCUUGUUGGGAAGAAAUAAUUAAAUAUUUUCAAAGAUUAUUGAAACGUGUAUAUAAACGAUUUGAAACAUGCUGGAAAUAUUGUCGACAAAAACAUGAUAAAAAUAAUCAAAGACAUCAUCGAAACGUAACAACACCAAAAAAGAUAUUAACAUCGAAUGUAUUAUCUACAACUGAUGACAAAAUAAUCUCGUCAACUCCACUAAUCAAUCAAAACCAUCGAUCAAAUUGUCGACAUCAUCAAUCUCAAUCAUUACUAGUAUUAACACCAUUAUCCAAAUCGAUUGAUUAUGGCACUGGUAAUUGUGAUAUUAGUCCAGACGUAAUUACUUCAACAUCAGCAAAUAAUAAUUCACUUAUUGAAAAAAAUCUACGAAAAGAUGAAAACUUUGAAUUUGAACGACAAGAACAAAAAGAAAGAAAUGACAUAUGUGAUUGUUAUUAUCAAGAUGAAAUUGUUAAUACAUUCGAGAAUAGUCAAGAAGAAGAAGAGAGAGAAAAAUCAAAAUUUCGUCAAAAAAGUGAAAUUUGUUGUUGUUGUUGUUGUUCAUGUUUUACAAUAAUAAAAAAAUUAAUAUCACGUUUUGUUGCUAGUAAAUAUUUUGAUCGUAUUAUUUUCUCAGCUAUUAUUAUGAAUACAUUUUCAAUGUCUGUUGAAUAUCAUGGACAACCACAAUUACUAACAAAUAUAUUGGAAUAUAGCAAUACGUUUUUUAUAAUAUUAUUUACAAUUGAAAUGUUAUUUAAAAUCAUUGCUAAAGGUUGUUUAAAAUAUAUUAAAAAUCCAUUUAAUCUAUUUGAUGGUGGAAUUGUAUUAAUUAGUCUUAUUGAAUUAUAUGGAGCAAAAAAUAGUGGAUUAUCUGUUUUACGUACGUUUAGAUUAUUACGUGUACUUAAACUUGUCCGAUUUAUGCCAACAUUAAGACGACAAUUGGUUGUUAUGGUUAAAACAUUGGACAGUGUUGCAGCAUUUUUAUUAUUAUUAAUUCUCUUUAUAUUCAUUUUCAGUGUUCUUGGUAUGCAUUUAUUUGGUGGUAAAUUUUGCACGCUUGAAGCAUUCAAUAGAACAUCACAUGAACAAAUUGAUAUGAAAUGUCGUUGUUGUGCAUGUGUCGAAUGGAAUUUAUUUAAAAACUCUACUAAUCUCAAAGAUUCAACAUGUAUACAAGAUAGAGCAAACUUCGAUUCACUUCGUUCUGCAUUAUUAACUGUAUUUCAGAUACUAACACAAGAAGAUUGGAAUGAAGUACUUUAUAAUGGGAUGAAAAAGACAAGUCCAUGGUCAGCAUUAUAUUUUAUUGCACUUAUGAUAUUUGGUAAUUAUAUUUUACUCAAUUUACUUGUUGCUAUUCUUGUUGAAAGUUUUCCAAAUGAAAGAGACAAUGGUACAACAAAUAUUAGUAAUAGUACAGGUAGAUUAGACGAAGCAGAUCCAUUUAAAACACAAGCAAUUCUCACAGGUAAUAUUCAAACAUCUGAGAAUCUUGAUGAAUCGACAAAUAUUAAACACAGUAGUAUUAAUACGAAAACUGGUCGACAACAAGAUAUAUUAGCUGGUACUUUACGUCAUACAAAUUCUAAUCGAUCAUUUCCAUUAUCAUCAACACGAUAUUUUAUUGUUCAGAAAGGAAAUUUAAUUGAACAAGAAUCCAAUAAUAUAACAAAUCCUGAUUUAAAUAAAAUUGUUAAACGUCGAUCAACGAUCGAUAAUUCAUCAUAUUUAUUUAAUCAAAAUGUAUCAAUAAGUAUUUAUCAACCAUCAAGAAUACAAGAAAGCAAUGAUAGACAUACAGAAUCUAAUGCUAAUAGUACUAUACAACUAGAAUUACCAAUUCAAAAAUCAGGAGGAACUGGAUCGUGUUUAAGUCGGAUUUGUCGCCAACGAAUAUUUGAAUGUAUAAAGAAGCAAGAAAACUAUUCACUUUAUCUUUUUUCACCUUCGAAUAGACUACGCAAAAUGUUUCAACGAUUAAUUGCACAAAAAUCAUUUGAUUAUUUAAUUCUUUUGUUUAUUAUUCUCAAUUGUGUUACACUCGGUAUGGAACGUCCAUCAAUUUCUCCUAUAAGUUUUGAACGAAAAUUUUUGAAUUACACUGCUUAUAUAUUUACAGCUAUUUUUACUAUUGAAAUGAUGAUUAAAGUAAUUGCAAGUGGACUUAUUUUUGGACCUAAUACAUAUUUACAUACUGGUUGGAAUGUUAUGGAUGGAUUUCUUGUAGUUAUUUCAAUUGUUGAUAUUGCUAUAAUGAAUCGAGGUAGUAUUAUGUCAUCUACAGAGUCGGAUAUAACAUCACAUAUUCUGGGCAUGUUGAGAGUCUUUCGUUUAUUACGAACAUUACGAGCACUUACAAUUAUUCAUCGAGCACCUGGUCUUAAACUUGUUGUUCAAGCUUUACUUGCAUCAUUGAGACCAAUCGGUAAUAUUGUUGUUAUUUGUUGUGUAUUCUUUAUCAUCUUUGGCAUUCUUGGUGUUCAGCUCUUCAAAGGUAAAUUCUACUAUUGUGAAGGUCCUCUCGCUCGUGAUAUAAUAACAAGACAACAAUGUGAAGCUCUAUCCGAUCAUCGAUGGCUAAAUCAACAAUAUAAUUUUGAUAAUUUGGGUCGAGCUCUACUAACAUUAUUUGUUCUUUCAUCAAAAGAUGGUUGGGUACAAAUAAUGUAUAAUGGUAUUGAUGCAGUUAAUGUUGAUAUGCAACCAAUAAGAAAUUAUAAUGAAGCAAAAUUAAUUUAUUUUAUAUCAUAUAUUUUAAUUGUCAGUUUUGUCGUUCUUAAUAUGUUUGUUGGUGUUGUUAUUGAAAAUUUUCAUACUUGUCGAGCCCAACAAGAACGUGAAGAAGAAGCUCGAAAAAAAGCAAAACAUGCAAAAAAAAUUCAACGUAAACGACGUCUUAUGCAUGAAUUACCAUAUUAUGCACAUUUUUCACCAUGGCGUAAACGUUUACAUGAUCUAUGCAUUAAUAAAUAUUUUGAUUUAUUUAUUGCUGCUAUUAUUGGUUUUAAUGUUGUUACAAUGUCACUUGAAUUUUAUUCUAUGCCUUUGUACUUGAAUAAGUUUCUUGAAUAUUGUAAUUAUGUAUUUACGGUUGUAUUCUUACUUGAAUUUAUAUGGAAAAUUGUUGCACUUGGACCAUCACGUUAUUUUAAAGACAAAUGGAAUCAAUUGGAUUCAUUUAUUGUACUUUUAUCAAUAGCUAGUAUUGUAAUGGAAAACAUAUUACAUGAACAUAUUCUUCCAAUAAAUCCUACACUUAUUCGUGUAAUCAGAGUAUUGAGAAUUGCACGAGUACUCAAACUACUGAAAAUAGCCAAAGGUGUUCGAGCUCUAUUAGAUACUGUUAUUGAAGCUCUUCCACAAGUUGGAAAUUUGGGUCUUUUGUUUUUUCUUCUUUUCUUUAUCUUUGCUACACUUGGUGUUGAAUUAUUUGGAAAAUUAGAAUGUAGUGAAGAACAACCAUGCAGUGGUCUUGAUAAGCAUGCAAAUUUUAAAAAUUUUGCCAUAGCUCUUCUUACGUUAUUUCGUGUUGCAACAGGUGAUAAUUGGAAUAGUAUAAUGAAAGCAAGUGAUUGA
Messenger RNA from Rotaria sp. Silwood1, 5775 nucleotides. The record is from the annotation of a GenBank genome assembly. Lineage: Eukaryota; Metazoa; Rotifera; Eurotatoria; Philodinida; Philodinidae.